This is a messenger RNA of Puntigrus tetrazona (Sumatra barb), 987 nucleotides long. It is a transcript of the gene dnajc12, whose product is annotated as DnaJ (Hsp40) homolog, subfamily C, member 12. The record is from RefSeq and is a predicted model, not a curated record. Gene Ontology annotation, cellular component: cytoplasm. The transcript has 5 exons. NCBI's taxonomy places the organism in Eukaryota, Metazoa, Chordata, Actinopteri, Cypriniformes, Cyprinidae. Bases 239 to 727 code for a protein of 162 amino acids.
ACUCUCUGCGUCAAAACUUUUUGUUUCUUGUUUUCACUAAAUCGCAGCUUUAAUUCGCAAGGACGGCGUUUUAUCGCGAGUCAGAGCGCCUGCGUCACGCUGGCCCUUUAAAAAGCGCGUCUACCGUAAAGCGCCGAAUACUCACGCGCGUGCGCGCUGCGUUGCCCGCGACCGGGCGGCGGGAGCGCUCGUUUGCGGGAGAUUACGGUAGUUUCGUGUUUAGUUGCGUGUAGCAGGCAUGGAGGCGAUACUGAACCGCAGAAAGGAGGAUCUGGAGGAUUAUUACGGGCUUCUCGGCUGCGAUGAACUCUCAACGACUGAACAGAUUGUCAAUGAGUUUAAAGUGAGAGCUCUGGCCUGCCAUCCAGACAAACACCCAGAGAACCCCAAAGCAGUGGAGGAGUUCCAGAAGCUACAGGAGGCGAAGGAGACUCUGACGGACGAGGAGAAGCGAAAGAGCUACGAUCUCUGGCUCAGAAGUCGGCUGGCUGUCCCGUUCAGCGAGUGGCGAGCGCUCAGCGACUCGGUGAAAACGUCGAUGCACUGGGCCACGAGGAGCAAGAAGGAGCCGAUGCUUGAGGCUCCAGAAGAGCCGGAUCCGGUGAGUCUGUCAGAGGAAGCGUCUGAAGCGGCUCCGCCGUCCGAUGAUCACCGGCCUCGCGGCUUUCGCUGGGCUGGUGAAGCUCCCUCGGGACUUCUACUGAAGUUCAGGAACUAUGAGAUAUAAAUGCACGCUUCUUUUCUUGGCUUUUGCGUGCACUCCGUACGAGAAGGAAGGAAGACGCGUCUGAGCGAUCGCUUGCCGCUGUGUGUAGCAUUGACUUGGUGUUUGUUUGUUUGAUAGAAAGUGUUCAGCAGCAACGCUUGCAAUGCCUUAAAUGUCCAAUCAGAAUGAUUUUUUUUGGUUGAGUAGCAGUAUUUAGCACAUUUGCACAAUAAUAAAGUUUAUUUUAAUGGAUAUAGUGCAUAAAUUAAUAAUGCAGUAAC